AUAAGGCCCUACAAAUGUGGAGAGUGCGGAAAGCGUUUUGCUGAAGGCUCGGAUCUUGGAGUCCAUCAGCGAAUCCACCGGGGAAGGGAGCCUCAGGAAUGCCGGAAGCGCCAGAAACGUUUUCCUGCGAGAUGGUGUCUUUAUAAGCCUCAGAACAGCCCAACUGAAGAGAAGCCCUGCAAGUGUGUGCAGUGUGGGCUGUCCUUUUCUCAAACAUCUGAGCUUCUAAAACAUCAGCAAAUCCACACCGGAGAGCAACCUUAUAAAUGUCUGGAGUAUGGCAAAUCAUUUAAUGAAAAAUUGAUCCUUAAGAACCAUGAAAAGAUUCACAUAGGAGAGAAACCUUACAAGUGCUGGCAAUGCGGGAAGGGCUUUACUCAGAAGUCACAGCUUUGGGUCCAUGAGAAAAUUCACACAGGAGUAAAACCUUAUAAAUGCUUUGAAUGUGGAAAAAGUUUCACUCGAAGUCCAUGUCUUUGGAGUCAUAAGAAAACACACAAGGGGCAUAAAAAUGAAAAGUGCCUAGAAUGUGGGAAAUCUUUUUCCAGAAAAUCAACUCUGGUGCGACAUCAGAGAAUUCAUACCGGAGACAGACCCUAUGAAUGCCCAGAAUGUGAGAAACGAUUUGUGGAUUCUUCUAAACUUCGAAGACACCAGAUGAGGCACAAAGGAGAGAAAUUCUAUAAAUGUGAAGAGUGUGAGAAAUGCUUUUCUUGGAAGCCACAUCUUGGUUCACACCAGUGUGUCCACAUGGGUAAGAAACCAUACAAGUGUAUAGAAUGUGGGAAAUGUUUUGCUCAAAAGGCAGGCCUUUGGGAACAUCAGAAUAUUCACACAGGGGAGAAGCACUAUCAAUGCAUCGAGUGUGGAACAUUUUUUCGUACAACAUCUGGUCUCAGACGUCAUGCGAAAGUUCACACAGGGGAAAAGAAUUACAAAUGCUUAGACUGUGGGAGAGCAUUUGCUUAUUCCUCAUCCCUUAGAAAUCACAGCCGCCUCAUGCAUAUUGGAGAGACACCCCAUAAAUGCUUGGAGUGUCAUAAAUAUUUUUCCAGGAAAGCAACUCUUUUAAAGCAUCAGAGAAUUCAUACUGGAGAAAAACCUUAUCAGUGUCUCGAGUGUGGGAAAUCUUUUCCUCAAAAAGAAAAUCUUAGAAACCAUGAGAGACUUCAUACAGGAGAGAAACCUUACAAGUGUGCGCAAUGUGGGAAAGGCUUUUCUUGGAAUUCAAAGCUUAAAGUGCAUGAGAAGAUUCACACAGGAAUAAAACCUUAUAAAUGUUUUGAGUGUGGAAAAAGUUUUACUCAAAGUUCAUCACUUUGGAGUCAUAAAAAAACACAUAAUGGGCAGAAAAAUGAAAAGUGCCUAGAAUGUGGGAAAUGUUUGUCCACCAAAUCAAGCCUGGUGCGACAUCAGAGAAUUCACAGUGGAGACAGACCCUAUGAAUGCCCAGAAUGUGAGAAACGAUUUUUGGAGUCUGCUGAACUUCGGAGACACCAGAAGGGGCACCGAGGGGUGAGGCCGUAUAGAUGUGAGGAGUGUGGGAAAAGUUUUAUUUCGCUAGCACAGGUUCAGAUUCAUCAGCGAAUCCACACAGAGAAGCUAUACAAGUGUGGCGAGUGUGGGAAAUGUUUUUCCCAAAAACAAUAUCUUGGAAGGCAUCAAAGGGUCCAUACAGGAGUGAAGCCAUACAAGUGUGUCGAAUGUGGGAAAUGUUUAUCCACCAAAUCAAACCUGGUGCGACAUCAGAGAAUUCACAGUGGAGACAGACCCUAUGAAUGCCCAGAAUGUAAGAAACGAUUUGUGGAGUCUGCUGAACUGCGGAGACACCAGAAGGGGCACAGUGGAGAGAAGCCGUAUAUAUGUGGGGAGUGUGGGAAAAGUUUUAUUUCGCCAGCACAGGUUCUCAUUCAUCAGCGAAUCCACACAGGGGAGAAGCCGUACAAAUGUGGGGAGUGUGGGAAAUGCUUUUCCCGAAAACAGCACCUUGGAAGGCAUCAGAGGGUCCAUUCAGGAGUGAAGCCAUACAAGUGUGUAAAAUGUGGGAAAUGUUUUCCUCAAAAAGAAUAUCUUAGAAACCAUGAGAGACUUCACACAGGUGAAAAACCCUAUAAGUGUGAGCAGUGUGGGAAGUGCUUUCCUCAGAACUCACAGCUUUGGGUCCAUAAGAAGGUUCACACAGGAAUAAAAUCUUACAAAUGCUUCGAGUGUGGAAAAUGUUUCACUCGGAGUUCAACUCUUCGGAGCCAUGAGAAAACACACAGAGGAGAGAAAAAGAAAAAGUGCCUAGAAUGUGGAAAAUGUUUUUCCCAGAAAUCACACCUGGUGCGACAUCAGAUAAUUCAUCAGAGAAUGCAGAGACAGAAUGUGAGAAACAAUUUGUGGACUUCAGAGACACCAGCACAGACGAUGGAAGCCGUAUAAAUGUGUUGAAUGUGGGAAGAGUUUUAUGUCAGCAACGUAGGCUCUCAUUCAUCUCUGAAUCCACACAGGGUAGAGGUCAUACCAAUGUGUCAAGUGUGGAAAAUGCUUGCUCAAAGGCAGGACUUUGUGAACAUGAGAAAACACACACAAGGGAGAAACCUUAACAAUGCACUGAGUAUGGAAUUUUUUUUCAUAGCACAUCAGCCCUUAGAAGUCAUAUAAAAGUUCACAUAGGGGAUAAAAUUACAAAUGUUUAGGCUGUGGGAGAGCAUUUGCUUCUCAAUCAUCCCUUAGGAAUCACAGCUUAAUCCAUGCAGGAGAGAAGCCCCAUAAAUUCUUAGAAUGUGAUGAAUAUUUUGCCUGGGAAACUACUCUUUUGAAGCAUCAGAGAAUUGUUACCAGUUAAAAACCUUAUGAGUGCCUAGAACGUGGCAAACAUUUUACCUGAUAAUCAGAUUUUCAGGUGCAGAUAGGAAAUCACACAGGAUGGAAGCCUUGUAAGUAUAUAGAGUGUGGGAUUUUCUUGCCUAUCAAAUCUUAAUAUGCACCAGAGAAUCCAUACUGGAGAAAAGCCCUUCAGUUGUGAACAAUGUGGGAAAUGUUUUUCUCAAAAGCCACACGUUAAUGUUCACCAGAACAUUCACUCAGUAACAAAAGUGAAAUCCUAUAAAUAUUUGAUGUGUGGGAAAUGUUUUUCACAAUCAGGAAACCUUCAAUUGCAACAGAAUUAUAAAAAAAUACAUCAAUGUUGGGAGUGUAGUGAAUGUUUUGAUUAGGAAGCAGCAUUAGUGACUCAUCAGAGAGUAAUGAAAAGCCAAAAGACAAACAAUAUGAAAAUGGAAGACCAAAUAGAAAUGGAUGGAUGACAAUAGAUGGAAAAAUGUGGUUUUACGAUUGAGACACGAUAAAACACUUGGGUAUUAUUCUGACUAAUAUGAAUUCUAUGUUCAAAAUAAUUCUCUGAAGGCAUGGAGUGAAAUCAAGAAGGAUAUGCUAAGAUGGGAAAAAUUAGAAUUUUCAUUGUUGGGGAGAAUUUCUGUGAUAAAAAUGGAUGUAUUACCUAGAAUGAUGUUUCUGUUUCUAACAAUACCUAUCUUGACAACUGAUGCACCCUUUAAGCAAUGGCAGGAAGAUAUAUCUAGGUUUAUAUGGCAAGGGAACAAACUGAGAAUUAAAUUUAAAACUCUUCAAGACGCAAACGAAAGAGGAGGAUUGGGAUUGCCUGUGUGGAGAUUGUACGUUGCAGCCUCCUGUUUGGUUUGGACAAAAGAGUGGGUUUUGCUGAGAAAUAAGAGAAUAUUGAAACUAGAAGGGCACGACCUGAGGUUUGGAUGGCAUGGUUCGUUAUGGUACGAUAAAGUGAAGGUUAAUGUAGACUUUAAAAGUCAUUAUCCUUGAAGUGCAAUAUUGAGAAUAUGGAAUAGAUGUCAACCCAGGCUGUGCUGAAAACGCCUUUGUGGGUCUCGACACAAGAAGCAUUUUAUAGAAAAGAAACAGCAGGCAAAGAGUAAUGGUUAAAAUAUUGGGAGUUGUCAGAACAAGAACAUGGAGAAUAGAAGAUGAAGUGAAGAGAUCAACUGACUGCCAAUGGAUUUAGUUAUCAGUGGUCUUGAUUUGUACACAUAAGAGAAAGAUUUAAAGUAGAGAAAAGGACAUUUGGAACUGAACAACAAAAGACAGAACUUGAAACUGAAUUACUGUAUGUGCAAAUGAUGAACUUGUAUUUGCUGAAAUGUAUAAGCUUUUACUGAAAUUUGAAACAGAAGAACAAUUUAAAGAGUGUGUGAUAAAAUGGGCCAAGACCUUUGGUUAGAAUGUACAGAUGGAAGAAUGUGAAAAUAUGUUGCUGAAAGGACUGACAUUCACAUUAUAUUACAAUUUAAAGGAGAAUUUUUAUAAAAUGAUGUACUGUUGGUAUAUGAUACCAGAAAAAAUUAUCUAGAAUGUAAAAAGAUACUUCAAAACUAUGUUGGAAACAUGAAAAACAUGAAGGGUCUUUUUAUCAUGCUUGGUGGGCUUGUUAAAAAGGUGGACAAUUUUGGGUUCAAAUACAUAUAGUGAUACAAGGCAUUUUAAAUAUUAAUAUUGAACUGAAAGCAGACCUUUUCUUGCUGGGACUAAUGGACAGAAAACUAGAAAAGACUUAUGGUAGUUUGUUUUUGUACACGGUGACUGUGUCAAGAUUAUUAUAUACAGAAAGACGGAAAGACAGUGAAAUACCCACAAGGGAGGAAUGAUUGGCAAAGAUGACAGCAUAUGCCGAAAUGGCAAAAUUGACUUGUCUGAUUAGGGAAAAGACAAUAACUACCUUUAUUCGUGA
This is a messenger RNA of Python bivittatus (Burmese python), 4744 nucleotides long. Lineage: Eukaryota; Metazoa; Chordata; Lepidosauria; Squamata; Pythonidae. The record is from RefSeq and is a predicted model, not a curated record.